UACUUGAUAACCGUUUUUUUCUGCUUAAGACUUGUUCGUCACCCGAUUAUAUCUCUUCCCUCUCGAUCUCAUUCAUAUCUUCUUCUUCUCCUUCUGCAAAUUUUUCUUUAUUCAUAUCUCAUCAUCGGUUCAUUUAAUGUUAACCUAAUUCAAUCGUUAUGGAUGAAGAGUAUGACGUCAUCGUUCUCGGUACCGGUCUCAAGGAAUGUAUCCUCAGUGGUCUCCUCUCCGUCGACGGCCUCAAAGUGUUACACAUGGAUAGGAAUGAUUACUACGGAGGAGAGUCAACUUCACUAAACCUCAACCAGCUCUGGAAGCGAUUCAAGGGUGGUGAUGCGCCUCCUGCAGAACUGGGCGCGAGCAAAGACUACAAUGUCGAUAUGGUCCCUAAGUACAUGAUGGCUAAUGGCACCUUAGUUCGUGUUCUAAUUCACACUAGUGUGACAAAAUACCUCAACUUCAAGGCGGUUGAUGGAAGCUAUGUGUUCAACAAAGGAAAGGUUCACAAAGUACCUGCAACCGACGUAGAAGCACUUAAAUCUCCUCUCAUGGGAUUAUUUGAGAAGCGUCGUGCUCGCAAGUUCUUCAUUUACGUUCAGGAUUACGAUGAUAAUGAUCCAAAAUCACAUGAAGGGAUGGAUGUCACAAAAGUACCAGCAAAAGAUCUUAUAUCGAAAAAAUAUGGACUAGACGAUCAUACUGUUGAUUUUAUCGGGCAUGCAUUGGCACUCUACCGGGACGACAGUUAUUUGGACCAGCCAGCCAUAGAUCUUAUCAAGAGAGUGAAGCUUUACGCAGAGUCAUUAGCGCGAUUUGCAGGAGGUUCCCCUUAUAUUUACCCACUCUAUGGAUUAGGAGAAUUACCUCAGGCAUUUGCUCGCCUAAGUGCGGUCUAUGGAGGGACCUACAUGCUCAACAAACCAGAAUGCAAGGUAGAGUUCGAAGGUGGAAAAGUAGUCGGUGUGACAUCAGAAGGAGAAACUGCAAAGUGCAAAAAAGUAGUAUGCGACCCCUCAUAUUUGCCUGAUAAGGUAAAGAAGGUCGGUAAAGUAGCGCGUGCUAUAUGCAUCAUGAGUCAUCCCAUCCCGAGCACUAAUGAUGCUCAUUCAGCGCAAGUUAUCCUACCGCAGAAACAGCUAGGCCGUAAAUCUGAUAUGUAUCUCUUCUGUUGCUCGUAUUCUCACAAUGUAGCCCCGAAAGGUAAAUUCAUAGCUUUUGUCACCACAGAAGCCGAGACAGAUAACCCUGAGACAGAACUGAAGCCUGGGAUCGAUUUACUUGGACCUGUGGACCAGAUCUUUUUCGAUACUUAUGACAGAUUUGAACCCGUCAACCAGGGUGAAGAAGAUAACUGUUUCAUAUCUACUAGUUAUGACGCAACAACGCAUUUUGAGUCCACAGUACAAGAUGUGAUUGCCAUGUACAGCCGCAUAACCGGAAAGACUCUUGACUUAAGUGUGGAUCUAAGUGCUGCGAGUGCUGGCGGCGACGAGUAGCAAUAGCAGAAUCGGUCCCUACUCUCGACAUACCAUUUUUUAUCGGCUUUUAUCACAUACUGAUGAAUCUAUGACUCUAAUUGGAUUUAGUUAUUAGUGUGUAUUUUUUCUUCCAGCCAUACUAUCUUGGUUGAAUAAUGAUUUGCUUACAUUGGCACUUCAAGUUAAUAAAUUUUAGGCAAUUUCUUUG
Messenger RNA from Helianthus annuus (common sunflower), 1686 nucleotides. Its product is annotated as guanosine nucleotide diphosphate dissociation inhibitor At5g09550. The transcript has 13 exons. NCBI's taxonomy places the organism in Eukaryota, Viridiplantae, Streptophyta, Magnoliopsida, Asterales, Asteraceae. Gene Ontology annotation, molecular function: Rab GDP-dissociation inhibitor activity. Gene Ontology annotation, biological process: small GTPase-mediated signal transduction; vesicle-mediated transport; protein transport. Bases 159 to 1496 code for a protein of 445 amino acids. The record is from RefSeq and is a predicted model, not a curated record. Gene Ontology annotation, cellular component: cytoplasm.